AUGAAUUCUAAUAGAUCCUUGUUUGGUACGCCAUGUACAUCUGAAAACAAUAUCCGCACAUCUAGUUCUUUGGCUCCUGGUGAUCGUAUUUUAUUUGUCAAAUGCUCUAUGGUAUUGAUUGAGACCCAGAGCGACGUGGAAGUCUCGAAGGAUAUUACUUUUUUUUUGCGUGCCAUUCAAGAAGACAAGAACUUUGAUAUCAGACAAUUUAUCAAUCGCAAUUUUUUUGCCGAGGUGUGGCUCAAACUGACUCGGUUUGCUCGAGGAAGAGCUGCCGGAAGAACUGCAGCGACUCUUGUAUUCAUUGAGGAUUAUCUUCAUGACUAUUUACAGGCCUCUAAUUUUUUCCCACCAGGUUUUUGUUAUGGUCAGCAAGUAUCUUUAAUCGAAGGAGCAAAGAAUUUUACAGCUUAUAGCAACAAUUUUCAGAUGCGUUUAGGAAAUAAUUUCGGACAUGCUGUUAAACAUCUACUUCGUAUUCGACAAAGACAUGCUGAACUAACUGCUGAUAGAAAACGUGAAGAGAUUGUUCAUCGUCUAUGGAAUUGUGAUAUGGCUGCUUGCUGGAACAUGGUUGAUAUUGUUCGUUCACCUCGUGUUGGAAACGUCAUUCCUCCCCAGAUUUCAACACGUAGAGGCUCUCCGAGACCAACGGAGAAGUGCAAGGACCCAAAAAAAUCAAGUAAACAUUAG
Molecule: messenger RNA, 693 nt
Organism: Mucor mucedo
Lineage: Eukaryota; Fungi; Mucoromycota; Mucoromycetes; Mucorales; Mucoraceae
Exons: 3
Coding region: 1-693 (230 amino acids)
Source: RefSeq, a predicted model, not a curated record